Molecule: messenger RNA, 5123 nt
Organism: Nothoprocta perdicaria
Lineage: Eukaryota; Metazoa; Chordata; Aves; Tinamiformes; Tinamidae
Gene: AP3D1
Product: adaptor related protein complex 3 subunit delta 1
Exons: 30
Coding region: 31-3591 (1186 amino acids)
Biological process (GO): Golgi to vacuole transport; protein targeting to vacuole; anterograde synaptic vesicle transport
Cellular component (GO): endosome membrane; terminal bouton; membrane coat
Source: RefSeq, a predicted model, not a curated record
CCCGGCGCAGGCGCCGCCGCCGCCGCCGCCAUGGCGCUGAAGAUGGUGAAGGGCAGCAUCGACCGCAUGUUCGACAAGAACCUGCAGGACCUGGUGCGCGGCAUCCGCAACCACAAGGAGGACGAGGCAAAAUACAUCUCCCAGUGCAUCGAUGAAAUCAAGCAGGAGCUAAAGCAGGACAAUAUCGCAGUGAAGGCAAACGCAGUCUGCAAACUUACCUACUUGCAGAUGUUGGGCUACGACAUCAGUUGGGCAGCUUUCAAUAUUAUUGAAGUCAUGAGUGCAUCAAAGUUUACAUUCAAAAGAAUUGGUUACCUGGCCGCCUCUCAGUGUUUUCAUGAAGGGACCGACGUAAUUAUGCUAACAACUAAUCAAAUCCGAAAGGAUCUGAGUAGUCCUAACCAAUAUGAUACUGGAGUUGCACUGACUGGCUUGUCCUGUUUUGUUACUCCAGAUCUUGCCAGGGACUUGGCAAAUGACAUCAUGACACUGAUGUCGCAUACAAAGCCUUAUAUAAGGAAGAAAGCAGUGUUAAUCAUGUACAAAGUCUUUCUGAAGUACCCGGAGUCCCUCCGUCCUGCAUUUCCUCGCCUUAAGGAGAAGCUUGAAGAUCCAGACCCUGGUGUGCAGUCUGCUGCAGUAAAUGUUAUUUGUGAACUGGCCAGACGCAAUCCCAAGAACUACCUUUCCCUGGCUCCGCUGUUCUUCAAGCUGAUGACGUCGUCAACCAACAAUUGGGUUCUCAUUAAAAUUAUAAAAUUGUUUGGUGCUCUUACUCCAUUAGAACCUAGGCUGGGAAAGAAGUUGAUUGAGCCCCUGACCAACCUUAUACACAGGUACCUUUGUGUUCAGAAGUUAAGAAUAUUAAUAGAAGAUUCUGACCAGAACUUGAAGUACCUGGGGUUGUUAGCUAUGUCCAAAAUCCUGAAAACGCAUCCCAAGUCCGUGCAGUCUCACAAGGACCUCAUUCUGCAAUGUCUGGAUGACAAAGACGAGUCUAUCCGCCUCAGGGCUUUAGACCUCCUCUAUGGCAUGGUAUCGAAGAAGAACUUGAUGGAGAUAGUGAAGAAACUGAUGAUUCACGUGGAUAAAGCUGAAGGGACAACGUAUCGGGACGAGCUGCUGACCAAAAUCAUAGACAUUUGUAGUCAGUCCAACUACCAAUACAUCACAAACUUUGAAUGGUACAUCAGCAUCCUGGUGGAGCUGACGCGCCUGGAGGGCACGCGGCACGGGCAUCUCAUAGCAGCGCAGAUGCUGGACGUCGCCAUCCGCGUCAAAGCCAUCCGCAGGUUUGCAGUCUCUCAGAUGGCCAUGCUGCUGGACAACGCUCACCUCAUAGCCAGCAACGCGCAGAGAAACGGGAUCUGCGAGGUGCUCUAUGCUGCUGCGUGGAUAUGCGGCGAGUUUUCGGAACACCUGGAGGAAGCAAACCAAACUUUAGAAGCCAUGCUGAGGCCUAAAGUCACAACCCUGCCGGGCCACAUCCAGGCCGUCUAUGUGCAGAACAUGGUGAAGCUCUACGCGUCCAUCCUGCAGCAGAAGGAGCAAUCCGGGGAGAAGGAAGCAGCCCAGGAAAUCACCCAGCUGAUGAUUGAGCGUCUGCCUCAGUUUGUGCAGAGCGCAGAUCUAGAGGUGCAGGAGAGGGCUUCUUGCAUCUUACAGCUAAUAAAAUACAUUCAAAAGCUCCAAAUAAAAGAAGUACCUGUAGCUGAGGAAGUGAUAGCCCUGUUUGCUGGUGAGCUCAACCCUGUAGCCCCUAAAGCGCAGAAAAAAGUGCCAGUUCCCGAGGGCUUGGACCUCGACGCCUGGAUCAACGAACCUCCGUCGGACAGCGAGUCUGAGGACGAAAAGCCCAAAACGAUUUUCCAUGACGAGGAGCAAAGGCAUUCCCGGCAAAAGCAGCCCGAAAUCGAUGAAGAGGAGCUGGCCAGACGUCGCGAAGCCCGGAAACAAGAACAGGCCAACAACCCGUUUUAUAUUAAAAGCUCCCCUUCCCCACAGAAGCGAUACCAAGACACUCCAGGCGUGGAACAUAUACCUGUGGUCCAGAUAGAUCUUUCUGUCCCCUUAAAAGUUCCAGGAAUGCCUAUGUCCGACCAGUAUGUGAAACUGGAAGAGGAGCGAAGGCACAAACAGAAGCUGGAGAAAGACAAGAAGAAGAAAAAACAGAAAAAGGAGAAGAGAGGUAAACAUCACCGCCAUAACUCCCUGCACACAGAGAGCGAGGAGGACAUUGCCCCAGCUCAUCAUGUUGAUAUCAUCACAGAAGAGAUGCCGGAGAAUGCAUUGCCCAGUGAUGAGGAUGAUAAAGAUCCGAAUGAUCCCUAUAAGGCACUUGAUAUAGAUCUGGAUAAACCCUUAGCAGACAGCGAGAAGCUCCCGGUGCAGAGACACAGAAAUGCAGAGAACUUGAAGUCACCAGACUCAGAAGCUCCCCUUGCAGAGAAGAAGAGCAAGAAGCCCAAAAAGAAGGAAAAGAAACACAAAGAAAAAGAGAGAGAGAAAGGAAAGAAAAAAGAGAAAGAGAAAAAGGCAGUAGAGGAGGAAGAGGAAAAAAAGGGGGAAGACUUGGAUUUCUGGCUUUCUACUGCUCCACCACCUGCCUCCACCUCCCAGCCACAGAGCGAGCCUGAAGUGGGUGCUGCUGUUGUGGGCGAACCCGAAGGAGUGAAAAAGGACGAGAGGGCAGAACAAGAGGAAGAGGAGGAGGAAGAGGAUGAAGGAAAGAAGUCCUCCAAACAUAAGAAGAAAAAACACAAGAAAGAGAAAGAAGAGAAGUCCAAGGAUAAAAAGAAAUCCAAAAAGAAGCAUCAUCACAGUGAGGAGGAGGCAGCGGAGUCGGUACAGAACGGAACGCUAGAUGAUGAACCACUACCACCUAUGUCCAGUUACCGACUUCUGGCAGAAAACCCUUACAUUAAAAUGACCUACGAUAUUCAGGGGAACCUGCAAAAUGACAGUCAAGUUACUGUCUCUGUUAUCCUGGAGAACAAAAGCACUAGCUUCCUGAAGAGCAUGGAACUAAAUGUCCUGGACUCUCUCAACACUAAAAUGCUCCGACCAGAAGGAGCCUCAGUACAUGAUGGGAUUCCUGUGCCCUUCCAGCUACCCCCUGGAAUCUCCAAUGAAGCCCAGUUUGUGUUUACACUGCAGAGCAUUGUUAUGGCUCAGAAGUUAAAAGGAACACUGUCCUUUAUAGUGAAAAACGAUGAAGGUUCAACUCACGAAAAACUCGAUUUCAAAUUGCACUUCAGCUGCGCUUCGUACUUGAUCACGACACCUUGCUACAGUGAUGCUUUUGCCAAGCUCCUAGAGUCUGGGGACCUGCACAUGAGUUCUAUUAAAGUAGAUGGAAUUAGCAUUUCUUUCCAGCAUCUACUGGCAAAGAUCUGUUUUCAUCAUCAUUUUUCAGUUGUGGAACGCGUUGAUUCUUGUGCAUCCAUGUACAGUCGCUCUAUCCAAGGUCAUCACGUCUGCCUACUGGUAAAAAAGGGAGAAAACUCGGUGUCCGUGGAUGGCAAGUGCAGCGAUGCCACCCUGCUCGGCAACUUGCUGGCUGAGAUGAAGGAGACGUUGUCCAGUUGCUGAGCGCUCCCUGCGGGAUACUCCAGCUCCAGGAAACACACCUCCCGUGUAGAGACGAGCAGCCCCGAGUGUUACGUUUCUCCCCUGUACGCAUGUACUAUCCCGGGGCACGUGCUUUUCAGUUAACUCCACCACUCUUUGCCCUUUAGACAUUUUAAGGCUGUAGGUUACCUUUUUGUCCCGAAACUUUUUACAAACCGUGGUGUUUCUAGCCCAAAGAGCUCCUGGGGAUGUGGCUGGCGGAGGGAGAGGGGGAGAGGUUGGUGGUUCUUCAGCAGCUCCUGGUGAUCCCUUGGACUUUCCAUCUCUGUGGAGUUGUGGACCAAGCAGGAGUUUCUCAACGGGAGCACUAAGCUUGUACUAAGAAGUACUAAGCUUGUGCUUAGUACUGGAGAAGGUUGGCUUGAUCCCUGGCCAUCGAAUCUACCUUCAGGGCUGCUGUAGUUGAUGUACAUUUCUAGCAGAGGCUGGUGCUGGACCUGAAGGCCUCUCUCUUUCUUUUUUUUUAAUUAUUAUUAUUAUUAUUAUUAUUGUUAUUAUUGUUGUUAUCUCAAGCGCAGAAAGGUCCAUUGCGAUCAGCAUACAAAGACCCUCCAUCUCCUCGGGCUAAUCUAAAUGAGCCCGGUGAGAGCUGGGCUGUUUCUGAGUUCCUGUUUGUAGUAGUUGCCUUGAGCCUUAACCUUCUUCCAGUGACAACGGCGAGGCCAGAGGGUGAGCGUGCGAAGCCCAGGCUGAGCCCUGCUCUUUGGUUUCCUGCUCCUCUUCUCGUCCCCCCGUGAAGUCCAUCGCAUCUCCCCGCUUCGAGCAGUCCCUGCCCGUGUGUUUUAUGAGUCCACUUCAAUUUCACAUUCCUGAAAAGCUGAGAAUGUAGCAAGAAACUGGAACUCCCAGGGGGGCUGCCCCUGCUUUUCUUGUUCUGUCCUGGGUCGCUUUGCUCCCCAGCUGGGGUCGAUGCCCCGAGCGGCCUGGCCGUGCCCGGCGCGCGUUGCACGUACCCCCCGAAUGAGGAGACGGGGCCUGCAACGCGUUCCGCGCUGUUGGAAUCACGUGGAAUCUCCGCCUGCAAGGGGAUAUCAUUCUGUCCUUCACAGAUAAGAUGCUUUUCCAGAAGCGUUUGCUUCGAAGCUUUGUUUUUUUUUCCAGUUUUGACUCGCACACCCCGCACGCCGGGAACACGGUUGAACCGUUUUGCUGUGGGGCACCGGGCGAAGCUGCUGGUGGCCCCAUGGAGGAGGUGGGUCUGUCUGCACCCCAGGCACCCCAUAGACUUAGCAACAGCCCUGUCAGGAGCGGGACCAAGGCGGAUCCCGCCCUUUGGGGCCACGUCGGGCACCUCUUCAGUGCUCUGUUUGCUCUGCCCACGUCAGGGUGUCGUUUCGCGGAGGCUCUGCUGUGCUUCCAGCGCUAGGCCCAGCUUUGUGUCGCGCCGGCCCCCGUGUGCUGCCGGAGCAAGUCGGCGGCCGGGCUUUGGUGCUGGCCUCGCUCAGUCAGCUCCCGUCGUAGAAACCGAGCGUCUUAAACUGUCUUAAAGGAUG